CGGCGGCGCCCCCUCAAUGAGAGCCGGGGCGCGGCGGGGCCGGGGGGCGCAGCCGAGACGGGAGCCGGGCUGGAGCCGCCGCGCGGAGCCGGGCCUUAGCCCCCAGAUAUAAUUGGUUGCCCGGUACUUCGUCUGUGGCAAGCAGGACAAUGGCUGCCAGCAAGAGCAAGAACCAGAGUUCCUUGGCCCUCCAUAAAGUAAUUAUGGUUGGCAGUGGAGGUGUGGGCAAAUCUGCACUCACACUUCAGUUUAUGUAUGAUGAGUUUGUAGAAGACUAUGAACCUACCAAGGCUGACAGCUACAGAAAGAAAGUAGUUCUGGAUGGUGAAGAAGUUCAGAUAGACAUUCUGGACACAGCAGGACAGGAGGAUUAUGCAGCUAUCAGAGAUAACUAUUUCCGCAGUGGGGAAGGGUUUCUUCUUGUCUUUUCAAUAACAGAGCAUGAAUCCUUCACAGCAACAGCGGAGUUUCGGGAACAGAUCCUGCGUGUGAAGGCUGAAGAGGAUAAAAUCCCUUUACUGGUAGUGGGAAACAAAUCUGACCUGGAGGAGCGCAGACAAGUGCCUGUAGAAGAGGCUCGAAGUAAGGCAGAAGAAUGGGGGGUGCAGUACGUAGAAACCUCUGCCAAAACUAGAGCGAAUGUAGAUAAGGUGUUCUUUGAUUUAAUGAGAGAAAUAAGAGCAAAGAAAAUGUCAGAAAACAAAGACAAGAAUGGCAAGAAAAGUGGCAAGAACAAGAAAAGCUUUAAAGAAAGAUGUUGCUUACUGUGAUGCUUUGGAACUGUAAAUAUUUAUCUACAGGUGGCAUAGAUAAAAUACCACUAAGGAUAUAGGGCUGGAUUCAUGAAAGGAAGUCUGUAUUGACUCCCUUAUCUUUGGCUUUGCAUAUCACACCUUCAAAAUGUGAAAACAACUUUGCAACCAUUUCUGAUAUCCAACAAAACCUUUGCCUAUUUAAACUGAAAUGGGCUCCAUCUUCCAACUUUCAAAACUAGAAGCAAUUUCAGAACUACAAUCCUUCUGCUUGGUUACACAAUGUAUUUUUGUAUUAAUGUUUCUCUUGAACCUCUACUGGCCUUAACAAGCACAGCUGUUCAGGUUCAAACACUUUUUCCUGCUGUUGCUGCCCUCCUUGAUGGUACAAACUGCAGAAAGGCUAGAUGACACCUGGUAAAGGGUUUGAGUCUCCAUCUUCUCUUGGUUGUCACUGAUAUUUCUUACACUGAAAUCUGCUGACCUCCUCCCCACACUCCAUGUAAGAAAUAGCAACUGACAGUUGAGAGUCAACUUAAAACAAACUUUCUUCUGUGUUCUGUUUAGUCAAUACAGCAUUCAUGAAUCAAGCCUAUGGACUCAAUUCAGACUUAUUUAGGCAAUGCAAAAAUUGAUAUUUGAAUACAGGCCAGAUGCAUUCCCUGCUGGGGUCUGUCUUCUCAUCCUUAAAUUAGUGGUAUGGGGUGAGAAAAUGACUGUAAGCCUUUCUUCAAAAGGAAUAGUAUUAUCACUAUCUCCUUGAAAUGCUGUCCUGGGUUUCUUCCAUGUAUUGUGUCUCAACUCAAUUACACUCUACAUCUGUCAUCCUUCCCUUCCCUUGUACUGGAAUAGUGGAAUAGGUGUUGAUUUAAUCAGUUAUGUUUAUAUUGGAACACUUGUGAUGAUAAUGUUGGAAAGUGAGAACAUCUGCAUCUGUCUCUUGUCUUGCUGAAGAUGAAAAUGUUGAGUAAGGGUGGGUCCCAUCACACAUUCAUGACUUGGAAUAGGUGAGGCAUAUAUGCUACCUCUCAAUGAUUAGCUGGCUAGUGAGCUGUACGGUGUCAAAAAGCAAACGAAGUUAAGCAGUUGCCACAUCUAUUACUCACUGUUAAUUUUAUAUGUACUGUUUCUGAUGCACAGCAACCUAGCACAUGUUGAGUUUUGCUGUCAGUUAUGCAAUGGUGGUCAUGUCUGUUCAACAAAAACAGUCUAGAAAUCAGUACUUAGCAUGUUCUGUUGUCAGCUGACUGAAAUGAACUUUCUGAUUCAGUUUAAAUUAAGUGCAGUUGCCAAAAAUCACUUCUGUCACCGUGGAAAAGAGCUCUCUUCUGGCUGUGGAGUUACCCAAUGAAUUAUGGCUUUCUGCCUCUAAGGAGUAGAGAAACCUGAAGAGUAACUGUAUCUUGUGUGUAACUGGAUUCUUAAAACACAGUUGCUUGGUGAAAGUAAUCUAGGUGGUUGUUCAAUGAAGCUCACUGCAGCACUAGAUUAACAAAUGGUGUUUCUUCCUGAGGUGAAGGAGUCGUGAAUACUGUUCAGCACUUAAGUGUUGUAAUUUGAGGUUGAAAAAUAUUUUUAACAUGUACUAGAUUGCUUUUGUGCAUUCCAUCUCUGAACAUUGAAAAAAGUAAGAUGUGAUCUAUAUCAGAACCUCUGUUGGCCUGAGGUUUCACAGGGAUUUACCACGAACUCAUUGUCUUCCAUAACUAGCUCAUCUUGUCAGGCAACUCAUUGGAUUGGGGAAACUGUACUAAAUAAAAGGUGCUGUAAUCUUCA
Corvus hawaiiensis (hawaiian crow) is the source of this 2528-nucleotide messenger RNA. RefSeq names its product RAS like proto-oncogene B (gene RALB). The transcript has 5 exons. Gene Ontology annotation, biological process: Ras protein signal transduction. Gene Ontology annotation, molecular function: GTP binding; GTPase activity; GDP binding. The coding region runs from base 150 to 770 and encodes 206 amino acids. The record is from RefSeq and is a predicted model, not a curated record. Lineage: Eukaryota; Metazoa; Chordata; Aves; Passeriformes; Corvidae. Gene Ontology annotation, cellular component: plasma membrane.